Molecule: messenger RNA, 1905 nt
Organism: Cooperia oncophora
Lineage: Eukaryota; Metazoa; Nematoda; Chromadorea; Rhabditida; Trichostrongylidae
Source: the annotation of a GenBank genome assembly
AUGUCAAAUUUUUGUAGAUCAGAUAAAUUGGCAGUGGAAAGGAAGCCUAUCGACUUAGCUCCAUUGAAGAAAGCCAACGUCCCUAUAUUCUUUAUCGUUGGUGGUCCUGGCUCUGGGAAAGGAACGCAAUGUGAAAAAAUUGUCGCAAAAUAUGGUUUGUCUCAUCUAUCAUCUGGAGAUUUGCUGAGGGAUGAGGUCAAAUCAGGAUCUCCCAGAGGAGCAAAGCUCACCAAAAUCAUGGAAGCUGGAGAACUGGUUCCAUUGGAGGUUGUACUUGAUCUCAUCAAAGAAGCGAUGCUGAAAGAAGUUGCUAAAGGUUCCAAAGGCUUCUUAAUUGAUGGCUACCCACGAGAGGUGAAGCAAGGGGAACAGUUUGAGAGGGAGAUCCAAGAGGCGAAAUCGGUGAUCUUUUUCGAUGUAUCGGAUGACAUCCUGGUUCAGCGACUUAUGCAUAGAGCCAAAACAAGUGGGCGAGCUGAUGAUAACAUGGAGACGAUCAAAAAGCGACUGAAGACCUUCACAACUGCCACUGCUCCAGUAGUAGACUACUACGAGAAGAAGAAGAAGCUCAUUAGGAUAAAAGCUCAGGGGACAAUAGAUGAAAUAUUUGCGGAGGUUCAGAAAAAUCUCGACAAAUUAAUACCAUCAGAUAAGGUAGCUGUGGAAAGGAAGCAUAUCGACUUAGCGCCAUUGAAGAAGGCCAACGUCCCUAUAUUCUUUAUCGUCGGUGGUCCUGGCUCUGGGAAAGGAACGCAAUGCGAAAAAAUUGUUGCAAAAUAUGGUUUGUCUCAUCUUUCAUCUGGAGACUUGCUGAGAGAUGAGGUCAAAUCGGGAUCGCCCAGAGGAGCAGCGCUUACGAAAAUAAUGGAAGCUGGGGAACUGGUUCCUUUGGAAGUUGUGCUCGAUCUCAUCAAAGAAGCGAUGCUGAAAGAAGUUGCUAAAGGUUCCAAAGGCUUCUUAAUCGAUGGCUACCCUCGAGAGGUGAAGCAAGGGGAACAGUUUGAGAGGGAGAUCCAAGAGGCGAAAUCGGUGAUCUUUUUCGAUGUAUCGGAUGACAUCUUGGUUCAGCGACUUAUGCAUAGAGCCAAAACAAGUGGGCGAGCUGAUGAUAACAUGGAGACGAUCAAAAAGCGACUGAAGACCUUCACAACUGCCACUGCUCCAGUAGUAGACUACUACGAGAAGAAGAAGAAGCUCAUUAGGAUAAAAGCUCAAGGGACAAUAGAUGAAAUAUUUGCGGAAGUUCAGAAAAAUCUUGACAAAUUAAUACCAUCAGAUAAGGUAGCUGUGGAAAGGAAGCAUAUCGACUUGGCUCCAUUGAAAGAAGGCCAAUGUCCCUAUAUUCUUUAUCGUGGUCCUGGCUCUGGGAAAGGAACGCAAUGCGAAAAAAUUGUUGCAAAAUAUGGUUUGUCUCAUCUUUCAUCUGGAGACUUGCUGAGAGAUGAGGUCAAAUCGGGAUCUCCCAGAGGAGCAGCGCUUACGAAAAUAAUGGAAGCUGGGGAACUGGUUCCUCUGGAAGUUGUGCUUGAUCUCAUCAAAGAAGCGAUGCUGAAAGAAGUUGCCAAAGGUUCCAAAGGGUUCCUUAUUGAUGGCUAUCCACGAGAAGUGAAGCAAGGGGAGCAAUUCGAACGUGAGAUACAAGAAGCGAAAUCAGUCAUCUUUUUCGAUGUACCCGAGGAUAUCUUGGUACAACGGCUAAUGCACAGAGCUAAGACGAGUGGACGAGCUGACGACAACAUGGAAACUAUUAAGAAACGGUUGAAGACCUUCACAACUGCUACUGCUCCUGUGGUCGACUACUAUGAGAAGAAGAAGAAACUCAUUAGGAUCAAAGCCCAGGGCACCAUCGAAGAGAUCUUUGCCGUUGUCGUACAACAUCUGGAUAAAUUAAUCGAGAAGAAGUAA